ACACAAACAGAACACCCUAUCCACAACGAACUGGCUGACAUCAUUAGUCACGUGGUAAACGGGUACUCUGAUAAGGUGUUUAUAUUUUUCUGGGGGAAGAAGACACAUCCAACAAAGAUGUUUUAUGCACUAGGAGCACUACUUCUGGCUAAUUUAGCCUCUGCACAAGUUUUUCAAAUCGAGAUUGCGAACACCACAGUGGAGUAUGGAUCAACAGAUAUCAGCAUUUCUUGUGUGGUGACGAACGGAUCAACGCUCGGUACGGUGUUCGCCAUCUCCCUCAAAAAGUCCGAUGCUUCAGUUGUAUCCAUAACCACAUCCCCAAACGAAGGCAUUUCAUGGCAAGACACGUCCUUGCAGAACCGUAAUGGCGUCACAGCCAAUGGAUCCUUAAGUGACGUCAGCAAGGCGCACCUUCAUCUUUACAUUCCGAGUUCUUCGGUCGUUUACCCUGAUGAUGAAGGUACUUACCAGUGCACCAUGUCAGGGUUAGAUCUGAUGAAUACUCCGGUUACCGAAAAUUCGGAGUCAGUGUUUCUUAAUAUUACAGGAUAUAUUGAUACCACUAAAGCUCCUGAUUUGUCGACAAUAACAGUUCCAAGCUCAACAAAUCCAGGUUGUGAGCUGUCCAGGGGAAGUAUACUGCUGAUGUUUCUGACUAUUCUUGGAUGUACAGUGAUGCGAAGAUUUUGAGUUUAAUUUUAAAAGAUAAAAAAAUGAAAUGAGAUCCAAAACACAUCAAAUUUAACCCAUUUCAUUUUAUUUUUCAUAGCCUUUAAAUUACAAAUGCAACUAUGGUACACCUUUAGCACUUAUUAUGUUAUAUUAUGAUCCCUUGAGGAAUUCAUGUAUAUACAUUUGGUUUUGAUUUAUAAAUCGCUAAUUAAAAUUUAUUUUACAUAUAUAUCAAGUUUGUCUUAUUCAUAUGAAAACAGACAUUUAGUUUUUAAAGGCAUCGAUAAGUUGAUUUUUUUGUGAUGAGUGGAAUAUCUGAAUAUGUUCUCUGAAUAUGUUCACCAAAUACUGCAUUGUCUGUCUGGCGUGAACAAAUAAAAUCCUCAGUUUACUUUGAUGUUUUUUGAAUAUAUAUGGUCGUCGUUUUCCUUCUCUAAUUGUAUCGAUUGAUCGAAGUUUUGCAUUCGGUUUUAAGUUUUCGAUUUUAUACACAAACAGACACUGGAAAUCAGAUUCAUGUUGUAAAAUUGUAAGUUUUUGAAGUUUGUUUCCCUUCAUAUCCAUGAUCCCAACUAAAAUGCGAUAUAUAUAAGUAACCCUUUUUUAACUGUUCACCAGUCACGUAGGUCACGUAGUAAAAACCAUGAAAAC
Molecule: messenger RNA, 1326 nt
Organism: Magallana angulata
Lineage: Eukaryota; Metazoa; Mollusca; Bivalvia; Ostreida; Ostreidae
Exons: 5
Coding region: 118-693 (191 amino acids)
Source: RefSeq, a predicted model, not a curated record